CCAUUGGUGCAUGCGCAAUGCAGUUGUUUUACUUCGUAAGUUAGUUUGAUAACCUAGAAUAUUCAGAACUCAAUAAAAAUAUAAUUAUUUGUGUUUUGAAAACAUACAGAAUUAAUCUUAUAUAUAAAUUUAAGAGCCAGUAUGAGUAACCAACAUCAGGGUUACUUAUCGGUGCCGAAAUCAACAACAUCAAAUGGAUAUAACAACACUGUUGGAUCGCGAGCUGGGGGAUCAUCUUCACCAAAUUCAGGAACGUCAAAUGUAUCAAAUCGUGCCGGAGGUGACAUUGAACAUCGUGCCCUUUUAGCUGAACAUUUGAAGAAAUUAUGUUUUAAUGAAGAAUAUUCAGAUGUAACAUUUGUGGUUGAAGGUCAAAAACUCCCUGCUCAUAAGGUUGUUUUAGCCGCUCGAAGCGAUUAUUUCCGUGCUCUAUUGUAUGGUGGAAUGAAGGAAUCGACUCAAACUGAAAUUGAGCUAGAUGCUCCUUUGGAUGCGUUCAAGGCACUUUUGAAUUAUGUGUAUACUGGUCAUAUGAGUGUAUCUGGGAUGAAACAGGACACAGUUUUGGAUGCACUAGGUUUGGCACAUGCGUAUAAUUUUGUGGAUUUGGAAAAUGCUAUUUCUUUUCAUCUUCGUCAUACUUUGUCACUCUCAAAUGUGUGUGCCAUAUUAGAUGCAGCUAGGCUGUAUCGUUUGAAUUCCUUGAUUCGUGUUUGCCAUCGUUUUAUGGAUCGCCACGCUGUUCAGAUUCUUAAAAUGGAUUCGAUUUAUAAUUUAUCGCAGGGAGCAUUAGCAGAACUGUUAGCACGAGAUUCAUUUUGUGCGCCUGAAGUGGACAUCUUUCAUGCUGUUUGUAAUUGGAUUAAAGCAAAUCAGUAUGCAGAAAAUUGUACAUCAAGUUCACUUGAGAGUCCUCUAUCAUCCGUACGACUUACAUUAAUGUCAGUUGCUGAAUUAUUAACAGUUGUCCGUCCUGUAGGACUUAUGUCUGCAGAUGCUUUAUUAGAUGCCAUUGGAGAACGUACUCGUGCCAGAUAUAAUUCGCUACCUCAUCGUGGUCUUAUGUUACUUGAAGAAAAUGUGGCAUGUCCACGGCAUGGUGCUACCGUGAUUGCUGGUGAGCUUCGCGAAGCUUUAUUGUCAGGUGAAACUGAAAAAUAUGACAUGGAACGCGGGUAUACUAGGCAUGCUAUUGGUGAACCUUCUCCAGCUACUGCUGGCGGCGGUACUACGGACCCAGGUGGUAUUAUUGUUCAACUUGGAUCACCUUGUAUUAUAAAUCAUAUAAAGUUAUUGCUGUGGGAUCGUGAUUUAAGAUCAUAUUCAUAUUACAUCGAAGUAUCAAUGGAUCAAAAAGAUUGGAUUCGUGUAAUUAAUUAUUCCAAAGAAUUUUGUCGUUCUUGGCAACAUUUAUAUUUUACGCCAAAGGUCGUACAUUACAUACGGAUCGUUGGUACUAAUAACACAGUAAACAAAGUGUUUCAUGUGGUAUCCAUGGAAGCAAUGUAUACAUCACGCAUGCCCACGCUAAUUAAAGGCUAUGUUGUUCCACAAUAUAAUGUUGCUACUUUGGAAUUAAGUGCAACCGUCAUUGAAGGUGUUAGUCGAUCAAGAAAUGCUUUAUUGAAUGGAGAUACACAACAUUAUGAUUGGGAUUCUGGAUACACCUGUCAUCAAUUAGGAUCUGGUGCAAUCUUGGUUCAAUUAGGACAACCGUAUAUGAUUUCGUCCAUAAGAUUAUUAUUAUGGGAUUGUGAUGAACGCGCAUACAGUUACUAUGUGGAAACAUCUGUAAAUUUAUGGAAUUGGGAAUUGGUCGCCGAUCGUACACGAGUACCAUGCCGAUCAUGGCAAACAAUACGAUUCUCUGCACGACCUGUUGUAUUUAUACGAAUUGUUGGCACUCAUAAUACAGCAAACGAAGUUUUCCAUUGUGUCCAUCUUGAAUGUCCCGCUCAAGAAAGUAAUGCUGCAAACACUGGUGAUGGUGAUGUAGUUGAUGGAGAUGAAAUUGAACCUUCCACAAGCCAUGGGCCGGUUGAAGGUAAAGAGGGUAAUAUUAGUGAUGAUGAUAGUGUUGGAUCGUAUGAAGAUAAAGUUGAAAGUACAAGCGAAAUUGCUAAAAACGAUGAGACUGAUGAAUUAAUGCAAGAUAAUGAUGCAAAUCCAGAUACAUUAGAUAAGGAAUAAAAAAAAAUCAUGCUAUAAACAUGAUAAUAUGCUCUUACGCACCUUAGAGUUAAUUUCUCUGCAUAAAGCAAUCAAAAAAGAUGAAAUUUUUCUUUGUUUAGUUGAAAGAGUUUAAAACAUUCUAGAGCGAAUUGUUGUGUUUUUUCUUUAUUUAUUUUAUAAUUUAUCAAAAUUUGUAAAAUGCUAUGGAAUGUAUCUAGAAGCAAUACUUUUAUAAUAUUUUGAUUAGAAAAUUUGUUGUUUUUUUCCACUUAUAAUACAGGAUCGUAGUUAGCCGAACGCAAUUCUUGAUUUUUCUUUUUGAUUUUGGCGGAUGUUUUCCGUUUUUGGCGGAAAAACUAAUCAGUCAGAAAAAUAUAUA
Molecule: messenger RNA, 2551 nt
Organism: Chrysoperla carnea
Lineage: Eukaryota; Metazoa; Arthropoda; Insecta; Neuroptera; Chrysopidae
Gene: BTBD9
Product: BTB/POZ domain-containing protein 9
Exons: 9
Coding region: 142-2190 (682 amino acids)
Biological process (GO): adult locomotory behavior; modulation of chemical synaptic transmission; circadian behavior
Molecular function (GO): protein binding
Source: RefSeq, a predicted model, not a curated record